GCCCGCUCUGCCGGGCCGGGGGCCCAGCGCAUCCCGCCGCUCCCCUCCUCUCCUCGUGUGCUUUUUUGUUUUGUUUUGUUUUGUUUUGUUUUUUUCAUUUUUUUUUCUCCCCUAAGUCUUGAAGUUGAGUUUUAGAGGCGACACGGCGGCUUCAGCCGAUUUCUUCCCCUUCCUUUGCCUCCCCAUGGAUAUGCACUGCAAAGCAGACCCCUUCUCAGCAAUGCACCGGCACGGGGGUGUGAACCAGCUCGGGGGGGUGUUUGUGAACGGCAGGCCCCUACCUGACGUGGUGAGACAAAGGAUAGUGGAGCUGGCUCACCAGGGGGUGCGACCCUGUGACAUUUCCAGGCAGCUGCGGGUCAGCCACGGUUGUGUCAGCAAGAUCUUGGGCAGGAUCAUCAGAACCAAAGUUCAGCAACCUUUUCACCCAACACCAGAUGGGAGUGGGACAGGUGUGACUGCACCAGGACAUACUAUUGUGCCCAGCACAGCAUCCCCUCCUGUCUCCAGUGCCUCCAAUGAUCCAGUGGGCUCUUACUCCAUUAACGGGAUCCUGGGGAUUCCUCGGUCGAAUGGCGAGAAGAGGAAACGUGAUGAAGAUGUAUCCGAGGGCUCAGUUCCCAAUGGAGAUUCCCAGAGCAGCGUGGACAGUUUGCGGAAGCACCUUCGUGGCGACACUUUCACCCAGCAGCAGCUGGAAGCUUUAGAUCGAGUUUUUGAGCGUCCUUCUUACCCUGACGUCUUUCAAACAUCAGAGCACAUCAAAUCUGAGCAGGGUAAUGAGUACUCCCUCCCAGCUCUGACCCCUGGUCUCGAUGAAGUCAAAUCAAGUCUAUCCACCUCUGCUAACCCAGACCUGGGGACAAAUGUGUCAGGACCCCAGACGUACCCUGUGGUGACCGAAAACCUCUCCUCUCCCCUCAGUAUAAAGCAAGAGCCUCAUGGAGCCUCUCUCACCCCUUUCACCCCCACCACGCCGGUCGGCUCUGGGCAGGCUGAUCUUCAGCCCUUCCACAUGGCCCUUUCAGACGAUGCGUCCACGCCUUGCUACAGUGCCUUCCUUCAUCAUGGUGCCCACUUUGGGCAGUCCAGCAGCCAGCCUCUGAUAGCAGGUCGUGAUAUGGCAAGCACCACCUUGCCUGGCUACCCACCCCAUGUUCCCCCAACUGGACAAGGCAGCUACCCAACAUCAACUCUUGCAGGAAUGGUUCCUGGGAGCGAGUUCUCAGGGAAUCCCUACAGCCACCCUCAGUACACGACCUACAAUGAGGCCUGGCGGUUCAGCAACCCUGCAUUACUAAGUUCCCCUUAUUAUUAUAGUGCCACAUCCCGGGGCUCCGCACCUCCCACUGCUGCCGCUGCCUAUGACCGCCACUAGUUACCAUGGAAACCACAUGAAACUGCAGGGCGACAGCUUAGGCCUCCACAUUGUACCUGUCUGAUCACCUCCCUCCAUCCCUGGGAAGGGUGAAGAGACCUUCUCCGUUCCUCCCCACAGUCCAGUUCCUUCCUCUUCGCCACGAAGGCGCCGGACCGAGCACUCACCACACGAGACUGAGACCCCUUCAUUCCCCCUGCCCCCCGCCCCCGCGGAAACAGCCUGCGCCAAGUGGCUUCCCCUGCAGGAGCCCUCCAACACCUCUGGGUAAAGCUCAGCCAUGCCAAGUCCCCUCAGCUUCCAGGACUCCAGGGCACUGGGAAGCAAUGCAGCUGGCAACCAUUGCCUUACAGGACCCCUUUCUGGGAGUGGUAAGGGCCAGGGAAGCAGGGGAGAACGCCGCUUGUGAAACACUGUUCCCCAAAGAUAUACUCUUCUGUGGUGGACUCUUUAUGUAACCUGUGAUGCUCACCCUCUUUCCCUGGACAGAGGGAACAGUCUGGCUAGAGCAAAGAUGGCAGCACCUGGCCCAUCUGGCAAAUGAAGAAAGGACCAAGUAAAGAUCUGCACCCCAUGAGGGGUUCUCUGUGCACCUCAUCCCCACUUUCCAGCAUGGAUUCCCCCAGAGUUGGCUGCACCUCACGGGUGGUGACUUUGCAGGCCAGAGUUGGGAGGAACCUCACACAUACACCCACAAUUUCUGUGACACACAAUCAGCUCAGACAGGAGGAUGGAGCAACAUUUACAAACAAACCAACGAAAUGAAGAAAUAUAUAAAUAGAUAUAUAAAUAUAACUGUGUUUUUAUGCUUUGUCAUGAAGGUCUGUAAAAAGGAACAAAAAAAUCCCCAAUUUUCUAAAAAACCCAAGCAAACAAAACCAACAAAAAAACCAAAAUAAUAAUUAAAAAACCCUACAAAAAUAAAACUCCAAGUCCCAUCCCUCCCCACCACCUGAAUGGCAGACAGAGUUCCUCUGACGUUUGAUGCUCCUCUUUCACUCUAGGGUUUUGUUUCCUUUCUGUUUUGCACUACAAUGGGAUGAUGGUAUUGGAGAGGAUUGGAUGCCAGCUCCACCCGGUCGCCUCCUCCUCCCCCUCCUUUCCCAAAUCCUGUCUCUGGGGAGCAGUAUGGACAAGUCACAUCUGACAAAGUUACCAAAUGCAUCAGUCGACAAAAAAAAAAAAGCACUCUGAGGCAACAAACGUUUUCCAUGUCACUGGUUGGCAAACAAAGAAAACAAGCCCAGCUGCGCUCUCACUGCGCUGAGUGGUGGAAAGUGUGGGGCUUCAUGUGGGCCCAUGUGAUUGCCCUCUGGACAGCUGAGACUGAGAUGGACAAAUUCAGGAUUGGCUGGGAUAAUUGCUUGGUUCCCUAGUCCUUAGCCUUCAGUCCUUUUACCUUAAACUCUGUACCUGUGAUGACUUCAAUUCACCCGCAUCCCAACUUUUGCAAUUUUAGAUAUGCCCAACACCCAUUCUCCAGAUCUCCACUGCUGGUGACAACCAUGCCAUUGUCUGUGCCCAACACCUAAUUUUCUAACCAUUACAGCCCUGCUAUAUGGGCCCCCCCUUUGAUUCCCCACCCAUCUGCUCAUACACCUACUAAUUUAUAGGCCUCCAUUCAAAUCCAUAUGCUUGCAUCCUACCAGCCAGACCCAAUAUACAGUCCCAUCUUUUCAUCUUCAAUCCUGUAUUGUGCACCCUAAUAUCUACCCCUUAUCCCAAAUGCUCACCUGAUGAUUCUCAAGGGAUUCUCUGCUCAUUUUGGUUCACAACUGACGGACAAACACUGUUCUGCAAAGGCUGAAUGUCAACAGAAAUGCUUAUUAUCCUGUAUUGUCAGCAAACUCAUAAACUGUUUCUUGCACUGACACUUCCUCAAAAUUAGUCAAAGAAAACAUGAAGGCAGCUAUAGCCUGUCCCCAGGGCACCAAGUCUGCCAAAGUAGAUCCUUGUUGUUUUAGAGAGGUUUCAGAUAAAACUCAUGGGCUAUUGUCCAUGGACAAAGACAGGAUUGAGAAUAAAACCCCCAAAGGGCAUAAAAGUGAACAGUGGAGCAAUCUCUACAGCCAACAUCAUGUAUAAAAUCCAAAGUUCCAAGCCUCUGAGGAGAUGUGGUAGUGGACUUGGUAUUCUGUCUCCAAGUUUAACUUGUAUGUAUGAAAUCCACCUUCAGUAAACAGCUGUGUUGAUCCCAAAGGCCCCUUUUACUUAACUUUUUCAGCCGCUGCAUGGCUUUAGCUGAUUAUAGGUCUGUGUCUUCUUUAAUGGGGUGCCCAAAUGAAUAAGGGUGUUUGGGGGGACAUUUACAUAGAAGAUAUAGAGCUAAAAUCUGUUCCUGUACAGAAUAAAAUCCAAGAGGUAACUUCUGAUCUAUUAAAAGUGUCAUUCUGCACAUCUUACCUCUGAGUAACCUGCUUCAUAUAGCGGAGUGAUUACACUAUCACCACAACCAGAAUUUGGCCUGUUGUCUGAUCUUACUCUGUGAGAGAAGAAAAUUCUGUUCAAUUUCUAAACAAAUGCUUUCACCACUCCUUCUGUUUUCCUUCACAGACACCAGAUAGAUGCUGAACCCUGUUAGAAUGAUCUCUCUUUUAGCCUCUCAGUACAACCUCUGCUCUACUUGUGCACCAUACAGAUUCACUCAGGAGGUAGUGCACAGGCAAGAAACCCCAGAAUCAGCGAAGAGAAGCUCCUGAGGAAGCUAGAGAAAAGGAGUGUCACAACUCACACUUGGCCACCUGCAGCCCAGGGCCCAGGUUGAGAGAAGCCAGAAGCUCAGAAAUGCUUAUUUUUCUAAUGGUGUUUCACUAAACUUGCGGACAUGAGCUAGAGUCUGAAAGCAGAAUUUAGUUGUCUCACUCAUGGCUGGCUUGAUUUGACUCUUGGAAGGCCAAAUCUAUUGCUGGUUUAACUCCACUGGUAAAAGAGGAUUUCCACCAGGCAUUGGAUUGGUCUGGAAAGUUCAUAAGUACAGCAUGUAGUUUGACCAGGAAAAUACAAAGAAAAGCAGAAUUAUGCAAAGGACUGGGCAGUCUAAUCCUCUUCCACCACCAUCUGUAGACCCUCAUGCGAAUGUACUGAAUUACAUUUGCCAAAGAGUUUCUUGUGUUGGUUGUUUUGAUUUACAGUCGGUGGAUGCAUUGUAAAGCAGUAUUAUAGCCCAAGUCUAGUAGCUGACAUGGGGAUUUAUGUGGUGAUAUUAUGCAGAAGAAAACCAUCAAUAUUCAUCUAGAUUCCAUUAGACUGGACUAUGCAGGAAACGCAAAAAUUCUACCAAUUAUUUAAUAUUAUGUUAUUUGCAAAAAACAAUUGCUGCUUUGUAGGAAGAUAAUGUGUGUAAUGUGAAGGCAAUUCCUCUUGUAUAUAAGUUCAUCUCCAUCUUCAUCAUGGUAGUUAUUAAAACAGCCUCGUCUCAUCCUGUAGAUAAGGAACACGCUGUGUGUACUGUGCAAGUCUCGUUGUGCUCACUGAAAACAAAACAAUGUGUUCAAUAAAGCACAGCACAAACCCAGAACUUGAGGGAACAGCCAAACCUUGUAAGGACCCUUUCCUCAACAGGCCAACAGCUGCUUUGCUAUAGGUAGGGGGUUUUAAUUAUUUUCCUUUUAAAAAUGUUACAGGAAAAAGAACAAGGAUUGGAGGAAGAAAACAUUAUGCAAAAUCCAGUGAAGCCUAUAACACAAACCUCUCCUCCAUUCUGCUGAAUUUUACCUUUCUCACAUUUCUUUCUCAUACUCUCUUUCCAAUCAAUUUCUCUUUUAUUAUUUUUCAUUCCCAAUGCGCUUUUCUAUCCAGGGAGAGAAGAGCAUUACUGAUAUAAGAACAGGUUUCUGGGAUCUUAAACAUCCUAGUUCUCCUUGUGGGUCUAGAAAACCUUUGUCAACUCCAACUUCCCCAAACACCUCAAUUCCAACACUGUCAAAUGGGAAUAACAACAGUUUCUAGUUCACAGGGGGAUUGCACAGCUGAAUUAAUUAGCACUGGCUCAGUGCUUUGAGAUUCUGGAUAGAAAAUUAUAUCAAAAUUUUAAGCAUUAUUGUGAAUAAUAAUUAAUGUUUCCAUGACAUUUCUGUUUUUCUUUUUCACACAAAUCAUUCUUUGUUUCUUUAUUCUUCUUCCUUAGCUCUCCCUUCACUUCUUUUUCCUCAGGUCAUUCUUAAAUCUGUUGCUAUGUUUGGUUUAGCUAAUGGACCAAGCAGAAAUGUUGUGAGACUGGGUCUCCUCCAUCUCUACUCGAUCAUGGGGGAAGAAUCUCACAAAAUCUCAAAUGCUGUGCUUGGCUGGAAACAACAGGGACCAUGGCAUUCCAAACUGGGCAGUACCUUUGAGUCCUGCCCUCUGAAGCUCUCAUCCCUUUGGCCCAAAGGGAUGUGGGGAGGAUUGCAUGAGGUGGAUGCAGUAAAGCUGACACUUGUGGCCUGUAAAUCUGUUGGGGAGGGUUGGUGGCAAUGAGCCCUGCUGUGGAAACAGGGAGAAGUUUGCAUGCUGUCUUACCCAUCAGUAGUGAUGAAUCAAAUUCAGAGUAAGACUUUGGAAUUAAUCACAACAUAAAUGUGAGGAUGUUAAACAAGAAAAGGAAAGCAAAAAGCCCUGCACCUCUUUCUUCUCUUGAAUAUAAUUUUAUAUAUACUUAUUAACAUUUUCCUAAAGGAAUUUUUGUUUUGCUGAACUGUUGGAAAAACUCUACCCUUUUGUCCCCAAGGAAAAGUACCCCUCUAGAAAAAGAAAUAAGAAUCAUUGCUGAGCUGCCCCCUUUGGCACUGAGAGAGUGAGGGCUUCUGAGGGACCCACAAAUACCCACAAGAGUGCUCCUUGGCUGAGCCCAGGAUGGUGGUAAACUUGCAAACUAGGAAGGAGGGACCAAACCAAUAAUUACAGAACUGAUAACAAAUGUAACUGUGGAGCAGCUCUGCUGAUGAUCUCCAGGCUAAGCCAGAUGUGAGACCAGGGAGGGAGGGGGCCAGUGCCAGGUGCAGGGUCACAUCCAUUCUAAGCUUCUGCAGCCCUUCUUGGCUUUUCCUCAUCACUUCAGUUCUGUUUGACUCUUUUCUUUUCUCUUUUUGUGCACAUGAGAAAUAAAAGCAAAUUUUUUUUUCUAUGUCAUUUUUGUGGCUUCUGGCUUGUUUCUCUUCCCCUCUCCUUCUUUCUCUCUCUUCCUCCACUCCCACAACACUUCACUCUCCAAUAGAUUCGCCUGGAGGUCUCUGGGAAGUUACAUUUGUUGCACCUGGCACCCUUUGGGCACCGUGUAAACAACAUUAUGAUUGUUAACAUCCACCACGCUGCGUGAUGGACGGCACUGCACACGCCUGCAACACCCUACAGCACAAUCCAGCCUCUGAGCCCCCAGCAGCCACCACACGCUCCCGUGCAUUGCCAGCAGGACUCCCUCUUCUAUUGAUCUCACUCAAUUGAUUCCCAAUGAUCCAUAACACAUCAGGUACCCCCAGGUAGUUCGAAAAAUCAAAAUGCUAUUGGGUAGCCACAACAUCAGAAAGAUGUGGAGUGAAACGCAGAGCCUCCUCCCCCUUUAAUCCCAUUCCUCAUAGCCCAACUGGGAGACUCUGUCUAGAUGAACUGGGGAACAAAACCCAAUGUAAAGUCAUAAAUUACCCAUUCUCCAAGCUAUUCGUCAUCCACCUAACAAAAGCUGGGCAUUAUAUUCUGGUAUGCUAUAAACAUAACAAAUACUGAGGUAUUCAGUCAAUUCCUCCUCAGUUAAGCAUUAGUUCUCCAGGAAGUCCUGUACAGUAUAAGGUCGUAGAGGUGGACUAAAAAUGUAGCAAGAAGUCAGACUAGGCCAAACCCAUUUUGCUCCUACAAUUUUUAGUAAUUAUAAAAUAUUUUCAUAACUCCUCAUAAAAGCCAGUGGGCCCCAUUUUCUGCCAGUGCAUGUGUAUCUUAAGGCAAGUCUGCCCUAAGUGCUGUCAUGAAAUCAAAUAGUUUUGCUCAUCAGAGAGUUAAAUUGCCUUUUGUUUAUUUUCUAUUUUUCCCUUCCAGUAUUAAUAGCAUAGGCUGAAAAUCCCCCAACAAGACAUUUUCUGUAAGUGAAAGUCAAUUCAUUGAAAUCCAGACAGACUGUAAAAGCAAUUCAGUUUUGACAACACUGCAGCAAAACUGCCUGGCAACUGUCCUGAAGUUGGAGGCCUCAAGUUGCCAGGGUUUGCUGCCUGCGAGAGACAGGCCUGGGAUGUGAUGUAGGGAUAGGCUUGCACUCAAAAUUGGAAUAAAACUGGAUUCCCCAAUUCAGACACUUUUUAUGCAUCAGAAUUCUCUUUCUCUACCAAAGUUUCAGUGAUAAGAAUCAAAAAGAAAAUUGAUAGAUGAAUCCUAGAUGUUAAAUUGACUGGAAUAAAAGGAAAUUAUUAAUGUACAUUCGCUGUCAGAGGUAAAAGACAGGCUAAGAAUCACCAGAUAGAUGUGUCAGACAAACGCAAAAUGGAUUUUCAAAAUUCAUCCUGGUAAAAUAAUCUUAUAAGAAUGAUUUAGAAACUAGCAUGAUUAUCUCAUUUGUACCACAAAAUACAGUCCAGAGAUCUUUGCCCUGACAUUCCUGUGUAAGUCUCCAUAACUGGCAGUAGAACUACAGCAAAACUUUUGCAACUUUCAAGAACUUAUAUAUCUUGCAAAAAUAAAUACUUGCAUGAAAGAGCUAUUUCCACCAUUCAGACUAGUAUUAUGUUCCUUUAAUAAUUCUGCAUAGUCAAUGGGAGUUUUCUCAGUGUGAAAAUGUUAUGUGAUAAAACUAAAAAGAGCACCACAGUCUGUCUCCUAAUGAGGAAAAUGAUAUUGUGAAGGUUUAUACAACACUAAGUAAAGAAAUCCUCUUUAUGAUUACUCUGACAAGAAAAAUAAAGAAAAGAUUGAACAUUC
Molecule: messenger RNA, 8254 nt
Organism: Zonotrichia albicollis (white-throated sparrow)
Lineage: Eukaryota; Metazoa; Chordata; Aves; Passeriformes; Passerellidae
Source: RefSeq, a predicted model, not a curated record